CGCCGCCAUCAGCGGAGCAGCAGACAUGGCGAUCCGCUACCCCAUGGCCGUGGGCCUCAACAAGGGCCACAAAGUGACGAAGAAUGUGUCGAAGCCGCGGCAGUGCCGCCGCCGCGGGCGCCURACCAAGCACACCAAGUUUGUGCGUGACAUGAUCAGGGAAGUCUGUGGCUUUGCACCCUACGAAAGACGUGCUAUGGAAUUGCUGAAAGUUUCCAAAGACAAACGCGCUCUGAAGUUCAUAAAGAAACGGGUCGGCACUCACAUUCGGGCCAAGCGGAAGCGUGAGGAACUCAGCAACGUCCUGGCAGCCAUGAGAAAAGCUGCUGCAAAGAAGGAUUGAGCUGUACGAUUCCUCACUCCACUCUCUCUGCAGUAUUGCUUGAUGAGAACAGUCAGGACAUCUGGGGUGAUUUUGGCUUUGUUUUCAUCCAAGCCACACAGAACUCGUGCUUGAGGGACCAARUACCUCUGAAAGAAAUCGUCCACCACAUCUUUCCAUUAGUAUUUGUAACAAUGGCUCAAUUGUUCCACAAUUUGUUGUCUUACUAGAGCAUUCUAAAUUGGAGGAGCUUUGUCCAGAAUACCACAUGCCUAUUAUUGGUUGGCAGGAUUGGCUGUAAAUAUAUAAAUCUGAAGUCGCUAAGAUUUUAUCCAGAUGUAGUUCACAGAGUGUCUGUGA
This is a messenger RNA of Nothoprocta perdicaria, 682 nucleotides long. It is a transcript of the gene RPL36, whose product is annotated as ribosomal protein L36. Gene Ontology annotation, cellular component: ribosome; cytosolic large ribosomal subunit. The transcript has 5 exons. Gene Ontology annotation, biological process: cytoplasmic translation. The record is from RefSeq and is a predicted model, not a curated record. Gene Ontology annotation, molecular function: structural constituent of ribosome. NCBI's taxonomy places the organism in Eukaryota, Metazoa, Chordata, Aves, Tinamiformes, Tinamidae. The coding region runs from base 26 to 343 and encodes 105 amino acids.